Messenger RNA from Lates calcarifer (barramundi perch), 3607 nucleotides. RefSeq names its product zinc finger protein 462. Bases 1 to 2559 code for a protein of 852 amino acids. Gene Ontology annotation, molecular function: DNA-binding transcription factor activity, RNA polymerase II-specific; RNA polymerase II cis-regulatory region sequence-specific DNA binding. The record is from RefSeq and is a predicted model, not a curated record. The transcript is spliced from 10 exons. Gene Ontology annotation, biological process: regulation of DNA-templated transcription. Lineage: Eukaryota; Metazoa; Chordata; Actinopteri; Centropomidae.
AUGCUGGAGAAGUACAACAAACGAAAACGCAAGUUCAGCAACCUGCCCAAACCUGCAUUUGAGGAUAGUCCACAUGUCAAAUGUAAGAAGUGUCCAGACGAUCUAAGAAGAAGAGCACAGGGACUUUACAAAUGUGCCCACUGCAGGAAACAGUUAAAUGGAAUUAAAAAGCUGCAUCACCACCUGGAUCACCAUAGAGCAAUGAACGUGAAGGCUGCAGAGACAAAAGAAUCAUUGGUUAUUACAACAACACCAGAGGCUACAUCCACUGAAAUGUGUAGGCAAGAUGAACUGCCUGUGUUCGAAACCGUGGAGGAGCUGACUCAAUGGAAUGUGACACCAGUGGAGACCUUCACUUUGCCAACAAGUCCUCUGUCGUCACCUUCGAAAUUCACUGAUCUAGAGCAGCCAGAGCUGAAAUCAAGAGGAGACAAACACACUUGCAAACAGUGUGGGCGCGCAUUCAUGUCUUUGAAAGGUUUGCGCUCACAUGAGCGCAGCCAUGCAGCCCUGGCAGCCAUCAAGAAACUGGACAAUCUACAAACCUUAGCAGUGAAGCACAAUAUUAACAAAUAUGUCAUCUACAAAUCUGGGACGUUAAGGCCUUUCUUAUGUAGUUUCUGUUCCUAUCGGACAACCGUCUUGGGCCUGUGGAGGAGUCAUUUUAUGAGAAAACAUCAAGAUGUCAUUAUGGAUCCUGUGGAGCCUGACGAUGAAGAUGAGGAAAAUGCUCUGAGAGCCAACAAGGAGCCUCCUAUUUUGUCAAAUGAAAAUAAUUAUUUACCUGAAUCUGAUGAAGAACCUGAAAUUGCUAAAAGUUCACUGUACUUGGAGCCUCCAGAUGUGCAGCGACAGUUGAACCACUACAACUUGAUGGCACAGACUGGUGUCUCAUCUAAAGCGAACUUGCAAGAUACUGACUUACCUGAAAACAGUCUGCUUAACUGUGAGUUUUGCAACUUCAGCACUGGACACCUGUCCAGUAUGCGAAGACACUACAUAAACCGCCACGGGAAGAAGAUCCACAGGUGUAAGGACUGCGACUUUUUCACUGGUUUAAGGAAAACACUGGACAUGCACGUACAGACUGGUCAUUCUACCUUCCAGUCAGAGCCUACUUAUCAGAGGGACCUCCGCUGCCCUUUCUGCCUCUACCAGACCAAGAACAAGAACAACAUGAUCGAUCACAUCAUCUUGCAUCGUGAGGAACGUGUUGUGCCAAUAGAGGUGCGUCGCUCUAAGCUGUCGCGCUACCUUCAAGGCGUCAUCUUCCGCUGUCACAAAUGCACUUUCUCAAGCGGCAGCGCUGAAAACCUCAGUUCGCACAUGACGAAGCAUGAUGACAUCAAACCGUACAAGUGUCGGCUGUGCUACUUUGACUGCACUCUGCUGAGUGACUUGGAGGCGCACCUGAGUGAUAAGCAUCAGGUUGUGAGGAAUCACGAGCUUGUGGGUCAGGUCAGCCUUGAUCAGCUUGAAGCAAGGGAUGGUAGGAUACCUGAAGUGCAGCAGGAACCGCUGAAAAACGUGGAGCACCACAACAAUGAGAGUGAGAAUGUAGAAACAGAGGAGUUUGUUAAAGAUGGUAAUGAGGUCCUAUGUGAGACACAAUCUGAGAGCCAGGCAGAAAAUAACAUCACAGGCAGGAAACAAACAGAAAUUGUGUUCUCACCAGACACAGCAAGAGGACAGAGGAUAGGAGAUAAAGUAGAGCAAAAUACUGGGGAAGGAAACAAUGCAGGCAUCCAGUUUGAGGACUGCAGUGGCCCAGAGAGAGAGAGGCAGACAAAUGAGAACAAAAAAGAAGAGGAAGCAGAGGGGAGCUCAACAAAAUGUGGUAAAAGCGAAAGUGAAAAAACAGGGCCCCACAAGUUAAAUAUUGAGGCAUUUAAGCAGAGAAUGUUGAACAUACACAAGAAGGCACAUCAGGAUAGAACGGCUAAGAUAGAGCAGAACACUGAGACUGAAUUUAAAGUUAAUUCAGAGGAAAAGAAAAAUAACAUCAGGGGUCAGGAGGGUUUUAAAAUUGAAGGGCAUUUGCCCAACUGCGCGCAACAUCACAUAAGCCACAAGGAGAGCUUAGGCAUCUCAUUUACAAACUGCAAAGAGGAACAAGUGCACAGUCAGAAAAACAGUGAUGAGGUAACAGACCCUUACGGAGAAAUGCCAGUGCUCGAGAAUGAAUAUCUGAAGAAAGAAACACAAACUCUUGGAUGUUGCAAGGAGGAAGAAGAGGACCAUCAUCCUGAGCAGAAGCAGGAGGAAGAAGAGGACCAUCAUACUGAGCAGAAGCAGGAGGAAGAAGAGGACCAUCAUCCUGAGCAGAAGCAGGAGGAAGAAGACAAAGUGGUCACUGAAGGCAGCGAGGAUGAGUUAGACAGGAUAAAGGAAACUGACAGUCCACAUGCACACAAAAGUGCAUUCACAGCAACCAGUGCUGCUUCUGAAGUCCUGUGCCCAUCAGUCGCAGAUCAGAAACUUUAUACCUGUGAGUUUUGUGGACGAAACCUCAUGAACAGCUCUGAACUGAAGCGUCACAUUAUGCGACAUGGAAUAUAACGUUUUUUCUUUACGUUGAGGACGUCAGAAAUGGCUUCCACUGUUAAUCUUUGUUUAGGAAGCUGGAUUAUAUUUUCAUGAACCGUCCUCCAGUCUUAUACUGUACUGUGUAUUUGUAAACAACUUGUUAACAAAUUCAUUUUUAAUUUUUCAUAUUUUUUUAGAUUUUAAACUUUUUCAAAUGAAAUGUUUUUAUAGUACAGUUGUUGUGAGUAGGAUUUGUGUGAUUCAAUAAAUACAACUUCCAAGCUGGUGACUGUACAGUGUGUGACACAUUGUCAUUAAGAUCUUAUUUACAUGAGUUUUGUUCCAAAACACUAAUGGAUAUGCAUGAAUUACUAUCAUGCAUAUAUCCUCUCUUUUUUAUUUUAUUUUUUCAUUCCUGCAGUUUAUGUGAAGGGAGACCUUUUUCAGAGGGUACUACUGUCUUUACACUGUUAACUAUUGUUACAAUGCUUUUGCUGCCUUCAGGUGCUGUUGGGUAUUUGGACUUCACGUGUACCUUGCUUCUGAGCAGAUGAUGUUUCACGUUAGUAAUAAACUUAUGUUUACAUUUCAACCUUUAUGUCCUAUAAUAACAUUUACUUUUGUCUUAAAUAAACUGAAAGUGUUGCUGCUGGUGAGAUGUAGUCCAGUGUAUUGUGAAUAGUGGGCAUUUGUAAAGAAACAACUGUUUUUAUAACAGAGUGGAUGAAACUGUUAUUGUUAUAUUUGGAAGCCCAAGAUGGCCGUGAUCCAAACUUUUUUCCCUCCAUUUUCUGGUUGUGUUUAGUUGUUUUCUCAAGAUUUCCAGUUAUUUAUAUCUUCAUCACUUUCCUAGGCAGUUACCUGCUUUGCUCAGUUGGUAAUCCAGCCUUGCUGAUCAGUUAACAUUGGAUCCUAAAGUAAAAUUUAUAAACAUUUUAUAAAUGGUGCCUUAUCAGAAAGUGGUGCUGCUCUUCUUAUACCUCUGGUAUGUCCAGUUUUGUUUGUACAUCAAUUCUCAUGCACAUACUGUCAUGUUAAUGUCUUAAUAAUGUGUUAAUAAAAGAAUUAUGAACACACUGAU